AUGUGCGGAAGGCGUCCAAAUACCAUACUAACCGACCAAGAUCACGCCAUGGCAGCCGCUCUUUCUGUUGUCAUGCCUGAAACAUUUCACGGUCUAUGUACGUUUCACAUAAGACGUAAUUUUAUGAAACAUUUUGGCAAUCACUACAAGGAAAAUAGUGAUCUUCCAUAUAUGUUUGGUGCCUGCAUGUAUGAGUUUGAAGAAGUGGAACAAUUCAAUAGGGUGUGGGAGGCGAUGGUGAAGAAACACAAUCUUGAAAAUAAUGAAUGGCUCUCCGGGUUAUAUAGAAUUCGUGAUAAAUGGGCAAGGUGCAUGAUGAAAGAAAGAUGGAUCGCAGGAAUGCGAAGCACCCAACUUAGCGAAAGCCUAAAUGCAGCAAUUAAAAAUCAUUUGAAACUAGAUCAUGACCUUGUGCAGUUCUUUAGACAUUUCAAUCGGGUGGUUGAUGAAAAGAGAUAUAAUGAACUGAUCGCAGAAUAUGAAAUAAGGCAAAAGCUGCCCAUGGUAGGGUUAAGGCAAACACCUAUGCUUGUGCAUGCAUCAGAGACGUAUUUACCAAUCAUAUUUGUUACAUUUCAAAAUGAAUAUGGCGAGUCAACAGCUAUGGUUAUAUUGAGACAACAAGAUGCAGCGAUGUUUGUGGAGUUUGCGGUCAUGAGGUAUGAUGGAGGACCUGAAAGAAUAGUGGUAUUCAAUCGGAAUGAUCUAAGUGUACGUUAUAGUUGCAAAAAAUACGAGAAUGAAUGCAUUUUAUGUGGGCACGCGUUGAAGGUGUUUGAUACCGUGGAUGCUAUACAAAUUGCGAGACACAAACACUAG
This is a messenger RNA of Coffea eugenioides, 819 nucleotides long. Its product is annotated as protein FAR1-RELATED SEQUENCE 5-like. Gene Ontology annotation, biological process: regulation of DNA-templated transcription. Lineage: Eukaryota; Viridiplantae; Streptophyta; Magnoliopsida; Gentianales; Rubiaceae. The transcript has a single exon. Bases 1 to 819 code for a protein of 272 amino acids. The record is from RefSeq and is a predicted model, not a curated record.